AGCCGAGUGCAGAUGUGAGUUGCACAUGCGUCACUUUGCGACGAGUAGCCUCCAAGAUGCACCGGUAGUGACAAGCAGUCCCAGUGGAGAGCUGCUGGAUUUCCGAGACCAGGACCAGGACCAGAACAAGAGCGGAAUGGAGGAGGAGCAGCAGAAGCCGGAGCAGCGGAGCAACAAGGUCCCCAGAAGAGCAGCAGCAGGCUCGGCCUCUGAUAGCAGCGGUGUUCAGAAACGGAGAGGAAGAGGGGGACUCGGACAUCACAGCUGUCAGGACUGUGGCAAGUCCUUCACAUCAUCUGGAAGUUUAAAGAUUCAUCAGAGAGUUCACACUGGAGAGAAACCAUACAGCUGUGAACAAUGUGGGGCAGCUUUCACACAGUUAGGUACGCUCAAAACUCAUCAACUCAUUCACACUGGAGAUAAACCGUACAGCUGUGACCAAUGCGGGAAAACUUUUUCUCUGAGUGGUUACCUUAAAUGCCACCAACGCAUUCACACUGGAGAUAAACCGUACAGCUGUGAACAAUGCGGGAAAACAUUUUCUCAGAGUGGUCACCUUAAAACCCACCAACUCAUUCACACUGGAGAUAAACCGUACAGCUGUGAACAAUGCGGAGCAGCAUUCACAACGUUGGGUAGUUUUAAAGCCCACCAACGUAUUCAUACUGGAGAUAAACCGUACAGCUGUGAACAAUGUGGGGCAGGUUUCACACGGUUAGGUGGGCUCAAAAGUCAUCAACUCAUUCACACUGGAGAGAAGCCAUACAGCUGUGAACAAUGUGGGACAACUUUUUCUCAGCGUGGUACCCUUAAAGUCCACCAACGCAUUCACACUGGAGAUAAACCGUACAGCUGUGAACAAUGCGAAGCAACUUUCUCAAAGUUAUCUAUCUUGAAUGCCCACCGACGAGUUCACACUGGAGAGAAGCCUUUUUGGUGUGAACAGUGUGAGAAAACCUUUUCUCGUGGUGAUACCCUUAAAGUCCACCAACGCAUUCACACUGGAGAUAAACCGUACAGCUGUGAACAAUGUGGGGCAGCUUUCACACAGUUAUCUAUCUUAAAUGCCCACCGACGUGUUCACACUGGAGAGAAGCCAUUCUGGUGUGAACAAUGUGGGAAAACAUUUUCUGAGAGUGGUCACCUUAAAGCCCACCAACGCAUUCACACUGGAGAUAAACCGUACAGCUGUGACCAAUGCGGAGCAGCAUUCACACAGUUAUCUAAUUUAAAAUCCCACCGACGUGUUCACACUGGAGAGAAGCCGUUCUGGUGUGAACAAUGUGGGAAAACUUUUUCUCGGGGUGAUGCCCUUAAAGCCCACCAACGCAUUCACACUGGAGAUAAACCGCACAGCUGUGAACAAUGUGGGGCAUCUUUCUCAGACUUAUCUAACUUAAAAUCCCACCGACGUGUUCACACUGGAGAGAAGCCGUUCUGGUGUGAACAAUGUGGGAAAACUUUUUCUCAGAGUUGUAGCCUUAAAAGACACCAACUCAUUCACACUGGCUCCUCUUGAACAUGUUCUAAAGCCAAGCUGUUGUUAGAGAGGAGAGAGGGAACAAAUAGCGUGAGUCAAGACGCUGUUUACUACCCAGAUAACAAAAGAGAGCAGUCCCGAGCCCAAAGUAGCCGAGGUCCAGGACCACUUGCAGGCACUAACCUGCUUGAUAAAUAUGGAAGAAGAACAACGUGGGGAAUAUGUUCGAGCACAUAAUAUUGGGUCAAAAAGAGCAUGUAAAGAUGACAAGUGAAAAUCAGUGCAGUGAAAACCACGAUGAGUGUAACAUAACAGUUGUUUUCCAAGGAAUCAGAUGAUGAGAUAUUCAUGGUUGAAGCUUGUAGAAGAAAAUGAUUUACCAGUUUUAGUCUCAUUUUAUCCUAAUAUCCUCUUUCUGUUCACUGAUUAAGUUGAUCAUAUUUUAUCUGAUUUAUUAAAACAUUUUUAUCUUGUGUUCUGUAACUGAAUGUUAUUAACAAUAUACACCAAGAGAUGGAAUUGUUUUUGGAUAUAUGACUGUUAACAUUUAUAUUUUACUUAAUUACUUCAUGUAUUCAUGUGUUUUGUUGAAGAAUAUUGUGAGUUGUGUUUAUAGGUUUUAUUUUUUCCUCUUAUUUUGUUGAAGCUGGUCAUGUUGUUCAUACGUGUGUGAUCACUUGAAGAGUAGUAAUGUAGACUCACUGUAAUCUGAACACUUGAUAUUACCCCACAAACUAUGAAUAAAUACUUUUUGACAAUCUAUACUAUGACGUUUUUAUUUAAAUUUUUUUUGACAUACUUAACUAUCACUUUUUGUGACUUUUAGACAUUUCAUGAACUUUUUUUGACUUCAUGUACUUUUUCUGGCUCUUUAUGACAUCCUAGACUGUGACCUUCGUGCCUUUCUCCGUUAGCAUGUGUUAGCAUAUGUCUGGCUCUACUAUGAUUCUGUCUGUCUGAUUGUAGAUAAAACGGAGAGGAAGAGGGAAGACUCGGGCUGUUUCUCAAUCUCAAGAAUACAAAGAACAGACUCGUGUUUUUUGGGAGAACCUUCUUGCUGGUUGUUCUUGGAAGAAUGAACUCAAGUUCACAAGCACAGAAAAUGCUGUACACACACACAACACACACACACUACUCCAGUUUGGAAUGAUAGAUACAUCGGUCGGAGUCGAACCUGCGGCUGCUGCAUCGAGGAGUUAACCUCUG
Messenger RNA from Perca fluviatilis (European perch), 2686 nucleotides. Its product is annotated as zinc finger protein OZF-like. The transcript is spliced from 2 exons. NCBI's taxonomy places the organism in Eukaryota, Metazoa, Chordata, Actinopteri, Perciformes, Percidae. The coding region runs from base 26 to 1519 and encodes 497 amino acids. Gene Ontology annotation, molecular function: DNA-binding transcription factor activity; RNA polymerase II cis-regulatory region sequence-specific DNA binding. The record is from RefSeq and is a predicted model, not a curated record. Gene Ontology annotation, biological process: regulation of transcription by RNA polymerase II.